AUGAAAUAAUUGAUAAAACGUACACUUCCACGAAAAGCCAGAGAUCAGCUUCCUAUUUGGUCAGAAUUCACACAACUGUCAACUAAAUAUAACUCUGUGAACCUGUGUCACGGUACUCCAGCCCUUGACCCACCUUCAUUUUUAAUUGAUAACCUAGACAGAGCCUGCAGAGAAGGCUUCAACUAAUAUACUUUGUUUUCAGGACAUCCAUUAUUUAGAGAGAAACUAUCUGAAUUUUUCUCUCCUAUCUUCAGCUAGGGGAAAAAUAAUCAGAAUCUAAACCCGAACACUGAGAUUUUAGUCACAAACGGAGCUUCAGAGGCUCUUUUUUGUGCCAUUCAUCAUUUAGUUGAAAAAGGAGAUGAGGUUAUCAUGUUUGAGCCAUAUUAUACAUCUUACGUGAGUCAUGUUGAAUUUGGAGGAGCAUAAAUCAAAACAGCCCCUUUCUAUCUGAAGGAUGGCAAAUGGGAGUACGACUUUGAGGCACUUGAGAGGCAAAUUACUCCAAAGACUAAAGCACUCAUGAUAACUAAUCCACAUAAUCCCACAAGCAAAGUUUUCACCUACGAAGAGUUACUCAGACUUACUGACAUCGUUGAAAAGCAUCCAUAGUUGGUCGUUGUAUCAGAUGACGUAUACUAUUUUCUACCUUAUGACAACAGAAAGUACCAUCUAUUUGCUAACAUUAGAGAAAAUUAUAAAAGAACUAUCACUAUAUUCUCAGCUGGGAAAAUGAUGAACUGCACUGGCUGGAAAGUUGGCUGGGCAAUCGGACCAGAUGAUCUGAUUAAAAAUACCUGUCUUGUCCACGAAGCAUCAGUUUUCAACAACAAUGUGCCAGGAUAGAUAGCCAUAGCCAAGAGUUUAGAUUAAACUUUGAAACCUUACUAGGGCCAUGCCAAUUACUAUCAAUAUGUGCAAAAGACAUUUUAAGAGGCUAGAGACAAUGCAAUUAAUUUGCUAAAGAUGUCUAAUACCGUAAAAUUUAAGCCAACCUAAUGUGAAAGUGGUUACUUUAUGGCAGUCGAUAUCUCAGAGAAUGAGCAUUUGAUUCCAGACAAGUACAAGUAGCUUGGAAACUAUGAGAAUGACCCUAAUACUAUUGUAAUUCAAAGACAAUUCAAGGAUAGAGUUCAUUUGGAUUAUGCAUUCUGCAGAUGGCUUGCAGUAGAGAAGGGCAUAUCUUUGAUGCCGCUUAGCUCAUUCUGCUUGGAAGAAAGCAAAUUUAAACUAGAAAACUUUAUCAGACUUGCUAUUUGCAAAACUCCACAAACAUUCACUGAUCCUAACUUAGUCAAGAGAUUCUCAAGCAUUUGA
Stylonychia lemnae is the source of this 1317-nucleotide messenger RNA. The record is from the annotation of a GenBank genome assembly. NCBI's taxonomy places the organism in Eukaryota, Ciliophora, Spirotrichea, Sporadotrichida, Oxytrichidae.